AAAAAUCAGAAAACUUGAAAAGUUAGGAAACUUCUUACUUUAUGCGCUUUGAUUGUUUUUGAACCACAAAUUCUUCUUCAUGGUGCUAGAAAGCCAAGGAAAGGAGUAAUCUGAACGUUGACAAUUUAAUAUUGUUGAAAUGGGUAUCCAAGGUUUGCUACCUUUUGUAAAAAACGCUUGUCGUCCAGUCAACAUUUCUGAGUUUUCUGGUGCUGUUGUUGCCGUGGAUGGGCAUUGUUGGUUGCAUCGAGCAGUUUAUUCUUGCGCCGAGCAGCUGGUUAAGGGACAAGCCACAACACAAUACGUUUCAUUCUGUAUGAAAAUGAUCGAACUUCUGAAAAAGCACGGAAUCCGGCCCAUUAUUGUCUUCGAUGGUCAUUCUCUUCCCGCGAAAAACGGCAUUCACAAACAGCGGACUGAGCGCCGCGAGCUGAUGAAACAGAAAGGGGAACAAUACGAAAUGCAAGGAAACCAUAAAGAAGCGCGUCAGUGCUUUGGUCAGAGUUACAGCAUCACUCCUAGUAUGGUUUUAGAAGUUAUCAAGGCCUGCAAAAGCGCUGGAGUGGAUUGUUUAGUAUCGCCGUUCGAAGCGGAUGCACAGUUAACGUACUUACUGAAUGAAGGAUACGUUCAUUUCGUGAUCACGGAAGAUUCCGAUCUCAUUCCUUUCGGAUGCAAACGGAUCUUUUUCAAACUGGAUCCCAACGGCAGUGGCUUGUUCUAUGAAAGACACAAUCUUCAUAAAUGUUUGGGAAAUCGAGCUAAACUUCUGUUGUCUCCCGGAAGAAGCAGUGAUGAAAUGCUGUUUACACGAUUUCGCUAUGCCUGUAUUUUGACGGGAUGUGAUUAUUACCCGGGAGGAUUUAACGGUCUCGGGCUGUACAAAGCGUCCAAGGUUGUGAUGGGUUGUAGCAAUAUUAUUUCUGUUGACCGGAUGUUGAGCAGAUUGCCACAAUACCUCAACAACAUGCAUUUGGUUGUGACACCUGAAUUCAAAGCAAAAUUCAUGAGGGCGAAUUACACUUUUCUGUACCAAAUAGUGUUGGAUCCUGCGCAAAGAAAGCUGGUGCCGCUUCAUCCUCUGCCGGCUAAUCUGGACUCUCAUAAGCUGAAUUUUGCGGGACACGGUAUGUUAACGGAUACUGUAGCGUUUAAAAUUGCUGUCGGAGCCAUCCCUGUGGGACAAAAUGCGGAAAAUUCCUCCGAAGAAGAGUGGCGAUUUUCUCAGAUUACUUCUUCUCCGGUUGAUUUGGAACGACAAGCUACUGAUGGAAUAUGGUCCAAAACUUACCGAAAACCGAUGCCAUUUACAUCUCCUGUCAAGACUCCGCUGGUUAAAAGACGAAGCACCUUGGGAGAAACGGUGGUUCUCGAUGCCGAUCCUAUCGAUCAAAUGUCCGGUGCAUCUGGGGUUGAACUUUCGGAUUUGUCUAAAAAUCCCUUCACUUCGUCCUGUGAUGUGAAUCACUGCAAAAGAAAGUUGUGGACAAACGGCGUCGAAAACGGUCUGUUGGUGUCUCCGCAACCUUUAAAGAAGCGAAUGGUGUCCUUUUCGGCGGUUUCCACGAAACAGACUCGAUCUUUAAAAUAUCGCCCUAACACUACGGCAAAAAUGCAACUGGAAAAGCAGGGAGAUGUCGUUCAUAGCGGAUACUUCGCAAGCUCCGAUGAUUGUCUUAUAGUUGAACGUCUGCUGGAGUUACCCACAAAUUCAUGUAAAGAAACUGAACUGAAGCCCCUUUCUCAGUCGGUUGCGCCGGAUGUGUCACAGGAUGACGAUGACCUUGAGGUGAUCAUUUCCGGCAGUACCAAUUGUAAAGCGAACUCUCACAGCUCCGAAAAAGUCAGAUUAUCUGCCGUUGACGCGCACAAAAAAUCUGCCAGCCUACCAUCUAUGACAUAUCAGAAAGAUUGCUCAGUAAAUCGAAAAGUUUCUUUUGGCCAUCUUGCAUUUCAAAAGACAUUGUCCAUGUAAGAUUGAUUAUUUAAUUUCUGGUGAUCUGUACGAAUGUGGUUGCCGUGCCUUUCUUAUAAGCUGUUGAUCUGAAUUAUGAAUUUAUUUGUUGGCUUGUUUCAGUCGCCUACGACUGGCAGGUGGCUGGUAGUCUUGUGGAAUUGUUGCAUCUCAUUUGUACCUGAUUUUGUUUUCUGAUUUCCGUGAAACAGACACAGCCGCUUCAUCGCUUUCUUGUAAUUUGUACUAUUCAGUUUACGGAA
This is a messenger RNA of Paramacrobiotus metropolitanus, 2217 nucleotides long. Its product is annotated as exonuclease 1-like. Gene Ontology annotation, molecular function: 5'-3' DNA exonuclease activity; metal ion binding; 5'-flap endonuclease activity. NCBI's taxonomy places the organism in Eukaryota, Metazoa, Tardigrada, Eutardigrada, Parachela, Macrobiotidae. Gene Ontology annotation, biological process: DNA recombination; mismatch repair. The transcript is spliced from 11 exons. Gene Ontology annotation, cellular component: nucleus. Bases 140 to 1975 code for a protein of 611 amino acids. The record is from RefSeq and is a predicted model, not a curated record.